CAAUAAAAUAAUUUGAGUGCCCGACCGUCCAUUUAACUAAAGAAGGAACAAUAAAACGCUAAUAAAUAGGUACAAAAAAAAAAAUAAUUAAAAAUUGGCAAAAACUAGCAGUGCGAAUUCGAUAUUGUUAAGUGUGUUGAAACAUUAAAAACAUUUACUUUAGUACGCUACCAACAACUGCUAUUUGUUUAACAGAGUGUAUUUAUGCAAAUCACACAAACAACACACUCGAUGUGAGUCAUAGUUCGUGUCGGCCCAUCUGCACCUAUCCAAUUGAGUUCCAGCACUUCCGCCCCCGCCACCCAACUAUCGAUCCUCUUUCGAUUUUAUUUGGUCUCUCCUACGAUCAGUUCACCGGUCGGUUUAUUACCCAAAUCUAAAUAAUUGCCCCGACCUAGCGCGCCGACCGGUCGAAAUCGAAACUCAAUCAAAAUGGAUCACAGGGCUAUUGCCAGUCAAGUGCGAGAUCUGCGAACAGCAUUCGAUCUCUUGGACAGAAAUCGUGAUGGUCGCGUAACAGCAAAUGAGCUGCAAUUUAUGUUAAAAAAUCUUGGCAUAAAUGUGCGAGACGAAAUCAUACACGAUCUCAUACGGGAAGCAAGCCAUUCUG
Molecule: messenger RNA, 610 nt
Organism: Rhagoletis zephyria (snowberry fruit fly)
Lineage: Eukaryota; Metazoa; Arthropoda; Insecta; Diptera; Tephritidae
Product: calcium-binding protein E63-1-like
Molecular function (GO): calcium ion binding
Source: RefSeq, a predicted model, not a curated record